This is a messenger RNA of Morone saxatilis (striped sea-bass), 5074 nucleotides long. It is a transcript of the gene nrd1b, whose product is annotated as nardilysin b (N-arginine dibasic convertase). The record is from RefSeq and is a predicted model, not a curated record. Gene Ontology annotation, molecular function: metalloendopeptidase activity; metal ion binding. Lineage: Eukaryota; Metazoa; Chordata; Actinopteri; Moronidae. Gene Ontology annotation, biological process: proteolysis.
AUACAUCGAGCUGAGUAACGGCCUGCGAGCGCUCCUCAUCUCCGACUUCAGCGGGGCGGACGGGAAGGCGGAGGGCGAGGACGGAGAGGACAAGGGAGCGUCGGAGGAGCGGGAGGAAGAGCAGCAAGGCGAGGAAGAAGGUGACUCGGGUGAGGGGUCGGAGGAGGACGAGGAGGAAGACGAAGAGGAAGAGCAGGACAGCGACUUUGAUGAGCUGGACGAGGAUAACGCGGGGAAGAAGAAGAGAGGGAGCUCAGAGAAGCAGGCGGCAGCUGCUCUGUGCAUCAGUGUCGGGAGCUUCAGCGACCCAGACGACCUGCCCGGCCUCGCCCACUUCCUGGAGCACAUGGUGUUCAUGGGCAGUGAGAAAUACCCGGCGGAGAACGGCUUCGACGCCUUCCUGAAGAAACAUGGCGGAAGUGACAACGCCUCCACCGACUGCGAGAGGACCAUCUUCCAGUUCGACGUUCAGAGGAAAUAUUUCAGAGAGGCGCUCGACAGGUGGGCUCAGUUCUUCAUCUGUCCUCUGAUGAUAGAGGACGCCAUCGACAGGGAGGUGGAGGCUGUGGACAGCGAGUACCAGUUAGCGAGGCCGUCUGACUCACACCGGAAGGAGAUGCUGUUUGGGAGUCUGGCUAAACCAGGACACCCUAUGAGCAAAUUCUGCUGGGGUAACGCUCAGACACUAAAGCACGAGCCCAGAGAGAAACAGAUCAACACCUACCAGCGGCUCAGACACUUCUGGAGGAGAUAUUACUCCGCUCAUUACAUGACGCUCGCCGUUCAGUCCAAAGAGACUCUGGACACUCUGGAGCAGUGGGUGAGAGAGAUCUUCAUCAAAGUCCCCAACAACGGUGAACCUCGAGUCGACUUCUCCGACCUCCAGCAGCCGUUUGACACACCGGCCUUCAACAAACUCUACAGAGUGGUUCCUGUGAGGAAGGUUCACGCUCUGACCAUCAGCUGGGCUGUACCGCCGCAGGGGAAACACUACAGCCUAUAUUCGUUUCAACCUGAUCUCUCCAAUGAUUCAGAAGAGUCCUGAGAAUCUGGUGCUGUUCGACAUCUUUGUGAACAUCUUGGCUCACAACCUGGCAGAGCCGGCCUAUGAGGCCGACGUGGCUCAGCUGGAGUACAAGCUGGUGGCCGGAGAACACGGUCUGGUGAUCCGACUCAAAGGCUUCAACCACAAACUGCCGCUGCUGUUGAAGCUGAUCGUGGAUCAUCUGGCAGAGUUCAGUGCCGACCCGGGCGUCUUCACCAUGUUCUCCGAGCAGCUGAAGAAGACCUACUUCAACAUCCUCAUCAAACCAGAGAGGCUCGGCAAGGACGUUCGUCUGUUGAUCCUGGAGCACUGUCGCUGGUCGGUCAUUCAGAAGUAUCAGGCCGUCAUGAAGGGUCUGACAGUCGAUGACCUCCUGACCUUUGUCAGCGGGCUGAAGGCGGAGCUGUACACUGAGGGGCUGGUGCAGGGAAACUUCACCAGCACGGAGUCCAAGGAGUUUCUGCAGUACUUUAUUGAUAAGCUGCAGUUCCAGCCUCUGUCAGCAGAGGUCCCUGUGUUGUUCCGGGUGGUGGAGCUGCCUCAGAAACAACAUCUCUGUAAAGUCAAAUCUCUCAACAAAGGAGACGCCAACUCUGAGGUCACCGUCUACUACCAGUCGGGGCUGAAGAACCUCAGAGAACACGCUCUGAUGGAGCUGAUGGUGAUGCACAUGGAGGAGCCCUGCUUCGACUUCCUCAGGACGAAGGAGACACUGGGGUACCAGGUGUACCCGACCUGCAGGAACACCUCAGGGGUGCUGGGAUUCUCCGUCACCGUGGAAACACAGGCCACCAAGUUCAGCACAGAGUUCGUCGAGGCGAAGAUCGAGGAGUUCCUGGUCAGCUUCGGUGAGCGUUUGUCGAGUCUGAGCGAGGAGUCCUUUAGAACCCAGGUGACGGCGCUCAUCAAGCUGAAGGAGUGUGAGGACGCCCACCUGGGAGAGGAAGUGGACCGCAACUGGUUUGAGGUCGUCACACAGCAGUACGUCUUCAAGAGGCUCAACAAGGAGAUCGAGGCCCUGAAGUUCUUCACUCAGGAGGAGCUGGUCUCCUGGUUCCUGGAGCACAGAAACAACAGCAGGAAGCUCAGCGUACAUGUGGUCGGUUACGGUGUGGAGGAGAACGACCCCGCGGAGCAGAGUGGCGCCUGCAGCACAGACAGCCCUGACAACCCUCCCUCCUCGGCCUACGGCGAAGUGAGCGAGCUAACCUUCCUGCCGAUUUCCUCGCCGUUGCUCCAGGACGUCACGCUCGUCUCCGACAUCAGAGGGUUCACCUCCUCCCUGCCCCUCCACCCCUACCACAAAAUCCUCAGCUAGGUCGCUGCGAACCGACGGAGACGCGUCCCCCGCUGUCUAUCUCUCUAAUAAAGUAACCAUGGCAACAGCUAGCAUUGAUGUUUGAUCGAAGAGGACACUGUUAGGACGGACAGAAACUGAGGAACAUUUCGUGUUUUAGUUAUUUUGUUUUAUGUGAGUGGUUGUAAUAAUGCUGCAUUCACACCCUGUGGGGAAAAAGUGUAACUCUGGGCCUGUAUUUAUAAAGCAUCCCAUAAUCCCUCCUAGAAACCAGAAGAGUGCUGCAGGAAUGAGUCCUAAAACCUGAAACCUAACAAAGUCAAUGGGGUUUUAGUUAGAUGCCUGAAAUAAGGUCUGUGGUUAACACAAGCUUGAGAGUUUUAACGUUUUGUUCUAUGACAAAAUUCGCCAGUAAAUACCUCAUUUAUUCAUUUUGAAGCAUUUAAGAGGCUUUUUCUUUGUCUAAAUGAGAUCUCCCGACAACUACAGAGGUUGUCGGGAGAUUUAUCUACUCUCUAGUCCGCCUUUACUGCCUCGUUGUGUUUAUACUCGCGCUUAAUUAAAACUGCAAGCAGCAAUAAACUUGAUGAACGGUAAAAACAAAGCAGAUACAUAACAUAUCAUCAUGACCAUCUUAAGGGUCUUCUGACCACAUUUCAGCUGGAUCUGGUCAAUCUACUCGUAGUAGUGCAUGAAAGAAUAAAACCUGACAUUUCCUGUUGCCUGCAGAUAUUCAGUCGGAGUGAUAGCCCCCCUCGCUAUCACUACGAGGUAGAUGUGCUCGAGGCUGUUUCUUGGCGAAAGAUUGAAAUUCUGCAUUUUUUUUUUUUAAAUUGUCAACUUCCUGUUAGGUUUUGGGAAUGAGUCUUUGAGGAUUUUUUGUUGGUCUGGACAUGAUCUACGUACGUACAGAUUUUCAUACAUAUCGGUUAAAUGUGGCGAUGUUGAACCAUUUUACCGUGCCCGUGCGAGACCCAUUUUACAUUGCGGCUGCCAAAAAUGAAACCAAAAACAUUGCUGUAAGUCUGCAUCGUGUCGUAGUUCUUCAGGUUUAGGUGAGCAAUCUGAGAGAGGGGCUAAAAUACAAUAAACAUUUCCAGGAUCAUAGAGAUCUUAACUCAUUCCCAGGUCUCUAAAAGUCUCUAAAUUCCCUGAUACACCCGACCGUGGUGUAGUUAGCUUUUUACUUAAAAAAAAAAAAAGUGUUGCUGAAUAAAAUGUGUAAGUAUCAUAAACCUUUGUUCAUCACAGAGAUUAUUUUCUGCAAUUAUCCAAAAUCCAAUGGAACAGUCCCAUUGGUUGAUGCUAACUUCAGGGUUGGACUACAAAACUACAUCAUCCCUGCAGCUCUCUAUGGGAAAGUGAAUGUUUUAAUGCAGAUAAUAGCGUCACACUAACCCCUUUCUUAUGUAGCGCAAAUGUGUAGCUUACAGAAUAUAUGCAAAACUAUGAGGCCAACAUCGACCCGUGCUCAGACCUUAUGACUGUUACCAGGAGAGACGUUCAGUCGGCACCAAGUUUCUCGGUUUAGACAAGAAAGAAAAAAAGCAAUUUAAAUGCAGGCGAUAUGGCUUUAAAAUAAUUUUAGAUACUAAUCUAAGAUUUAAUCUUACUAAAACUUCUCAUAUAGGAUACUAUAGGAAAAUAAUUCUACAUGUUCUGUGUAGAUAAGUGGUUUGGGGUGUGUUUUACAGUUAGUAUAUUCCUCCAUUAUAACAUCCACUGUUUAAAUCACAAUGUUAUGAUUCUAACACACAAUUACUGUAGUUACACACAUAAAACAGAAGAAAAUAAACCUCCAGCACGAGCUGGAAGAACAAGUUAAGAAUGAAUCGGGGCGCAGGCCCGAAGGCAAAAAAAUAUUUCAAUACAUUUAAAUUUGUACAGAUUUCUCUCACGUAGGAUGUCUGAGCAUUUACUCAUUAGCUAUAAGACGUUUACUCGAAAGUAACCUAAAUAUACAGAAAUAUUAAAAUGUAUACAGAAAAAGUGGGUUCCAGGAAUUACAAUAUUUUAUAAAUGUGAACUUCAGUUGACAUGGAACAAUUAAAUAUUAAGCUCAUAAUUAUCAAUAAACCCCAUAAACACUCCAUCUCCUGCUCCAUUGAACAGGAAGUAUACUGACUCAGUUGGGACGGAUCAGCUGCUCUAAGAUGCUCGAUAAAUACAGGCCCUGAGCACGAAUAGUGUCUUUGAUCUUCAGCUUAGUUUGCUGAGUAUGAGGAAUAAUAUGUUUGUUGUUACUGUGAAAAAGCUGAAGCAACCAAAGUACAGAAAACUACAAUCAUGGCAUCUUGACGGAUUGAAUUAAGUCUUGACUGUUUCCUUGUUGCUUUUAACUGUGAAAUGAUUAGUUCGAUUAUUCCCGGGUGAAGUGAAUGCAGCGCGAUGACUCAGGGCUCUGGUUUUAAAUAAAAAGUCCAUUAUGAACGACAACAAGAAGGGCAGAACUAUCACUUUAAUGUCACAUCAGCCAGUAUCACUGAAAAAACCAACUGCUAUGUUUUUAUUUAUCAGAUAUGAGUUAACUUACUGAAAUCAUGGAGGAUGUAUGUGAGGAAGUAACUGUAUAGACUAACUGGAUCCGAUGGCCAGUGAUACACAACUGUGAUGUGUUUGAACUCAGAAUGUACUGCAGUAGUUUGUGGAGGCUGGACAGUGCCCCCAAAAUUAUUUUAAUCAAUGCUAUUUGCAUUUCAGCAACAAUUAAAAAUACCUUAUUAACUACUUCA